CUUCCAGCAAAGCAGAUUAGGCAUUCCCCAUUGACACCGAAUAAUAUCAAUACGAAAAUUCGUAGAAAACGUAGAAAAACUUGUAAAAAAUGAGCAGGACGACUGCGUCCGAUUCCACCUUGACGGAUUCAUCCAGUGGCCUCACAACUCGGUCACUAAGGCUGCCCCAUCGCAACGCCCAAGGUCCGCUCAUCGCCUGGAGAACUGGAGACGUAGUCGAUGAGUUCCGCGAGUUGGCGGAUGCCAGGAAUCUGAAGAAUGAGCAAAUGUCAAUGGAUCAACUUUUGAAUGCCAAAUUGGAACGGGAUAAGCUGCCGGAGGAUACUCCGCUGCCCAUAUAUCUGGCCCAUCGGGAGCCGAGAAAUCCGAGUCCACCAAGCAGGUGGGAUAAGCAGAGGUCUAAAUCGCCAAAAAAGAAUCGCAAAUUAGUCAGCAUGCUAGAAGCAGCAACCACAUCUGCAGCAGCAACAGCAGCAACAGCAGCAACAGCAGCAACAACAGCAACAGCAGCAGCAGCAACAGCAGAAACAGCAGCAACAUAAAGCACAGCUCCCAUGACUCAUUUCGCUUGAUGCGCGCGACAUUAAGAGACAAGGCUGAAAAUGGGAAAACGGAAAAACACAACGGCCACGAAGCCAAAAACACUCACUUGACUCGAAAAUCUGCAGAGGAAUAACUGACAGUGUACACAAGCAGCACUAAUUGCUGUAAAAUUGCAAACAGUCCGCAGUGCAGCGGGAGUUGCAGCGAAAUCGGGGACUUUGGGCAGACAUAGAACAACAACAGGAGAACACAAAAAUCACAGCGGCACAACAACUGGCCGUGUGUUUAAGCAAAAAAAAAAGGAACAAAAAAAAUCUUAACGGAAUGAAUGCAACAGAGGAACGAAUGUGCAACGAAACAAGCAACAGCAGCAGCAACAUGAAGCCGCAACAGCAACACAAGCUGCAAACAACUCAAUUAACACAAACAACCAGCCAGAGAAUCGCGCAAAAGUUGCUGUUGCCGUUGGGCAUUGCCCAGCCGACCACGCCCCCCAGCCACCAUGGCCAUCCGCCCCUUUUCCCUUGGCCAAAAAACCCUUUGAGCCUUAUUUUCUGGACACACAACUGGCGGGUCCCUCGACAAAUGCAAACUUAAAGUGAGUGCAAGUUUUCAUAAAUUAAUGUUUCUCUAUAUUUAAGAUCUAGAUCAAAUACAG
Drosophila teissieri is the source of this 1201-nucleotide messenger RNA. RefSeq lists its product as uncharacterized. Bases 90 to 542 code for a protein of 150 amino acids. NCBI's taxonomy places the organism in Eukaryota, Metazoa, Arthropoda, Insecta, Diptera, Drosophilidae. The transcript has 3 exons. The record is from RefSeq and is a predicted model, not a curated record.